Messenger RNA from Cavia porcellus (domestic guinea pig), 2662 nucleotides. It is a transcript of the gene Best1, whose product is annotated as bestrophin 1. Gene Ontology annotation, molecular function: chloride channel activity. The record is from RefSeq and is a predicted model, not a curated record. The transcript has 10 exons. Bases 486 to 2315 code for a protein of 609 amino acids. Lineage: Eukaryota; Metazoa; Chordata; Mammalia; Rodentia; Caviidae.
CACCCAGGUCACCAUGAGACCAAGACAAGGCACCAGGACUUCUGCCAGAGACCCAGAGCUGUUCCCCCGCCCUGCCCAUACAGCAGCCACAGCCCCCAGGCUAGCAGAGGCCCCAGAUGUCCCUAACUCUUCUCACAAGACAUCAGAGCCCAGGACCCGUGGGUUUUAGGACCCCAAUGGAGGGCAAUAAUGCCCCAGAUUCCAGUCCUGGAAGGGAUUAGAAGGGCCCUGGCUGUGCUGGGCUGGCUAUGUCUCAGCAGAUUACAAGCAGUAAGACAAGGGUGCCUUUGUGGUGGCCCUGGCUUAAGCAGUCAAGUGACCACGCAGCAGUCUCAGAUAUGGGCAGGGCCAAUUUCCAAGGGUGGACAGGUGCCCUGGCCACGGGGUCUCUUGAGCAUCCCCCAGACCAGGCCUAGACCUUGGUGGGACUGCCUGGCUAACCGAAGCCCUCUAACCCAAGCCACCUGCUGCCCCUCAGUGCAGCCAUGACCAUCACCUACACCAGCCAGGUGGCCAAUGCCCGCCUGGGCUCCUUCUGUCGCCUGCUGCUCUGCUGGCGCGGCAGCAUCUACAAGCUUCUCUAUGGCGAGUUCCUCAUCUUCGUGCUGCUUUACUACAUCAUCCGGUUCAUCUACAGGCAGGCCCUCAACGAGGACCAGCAGGAGAUAUUUGAGAAGCUGAGCAUGCACUGCGACAAUUACAUCGAGCUCAUCCCCGUGUCCUUCGUGCUGGGUGAGCGCCCCUCCGGCCGCCCGGGGCCAGCGGGUGGGGGUCGGGUUUUCAGGGACGGGCGCUCCUCGGCCCACUGCCCCGGGCACCGAGCUCGCCACAGCCGCCCUCGCCCGCGCCCCGCCUCCCCAGGCUUCUACGUGACGCUGGUUCUGACGCGCUGGUGGAACCAGUACGAGAACCUGCCGUGGCCCGACCGCCUCAUGAGCCAGGUGUCGGCCUUCGUGGAAGGCUCCGACGAGGACGGCCGCAUACUGCGGCGCACGCUCAUGCGCUAUGCCAUACUGGGUCACGUCAUCAUCCUGCGCAGCGUCAGCGCCGCCGUCUACAAGCGCUUCCCAAGCCUGCAGCAUCUGGUGCACGCAGGCUUCAUGACCGCCGCGGAGUAUAAGAAGCUGGAGCAGCUGAGCCUGCCCCACAACAUGUUUUGGGUCCCCUGGGUGUGGUUUGCCAACCUGGCCAUGCAGGCCUGGCACGGAGGCCGGAUCCGCGACCCGGUUCUGCUGCAGAGCCUGCUGAAUGAGAUGAGCAUCCUUCGCACUCAGUGUGGACUCCUGUAUGGCUAUGACUGGAUCAGUAUCCCAUUGGUGUACACACAGGUGGUGACCGUGGCGGUGUAUAGCUUUUGUCUAGCCUGCCUCCUGGGCCGGCAGUUUCUGAUUGAGGAAAAGGCCUAUCCAGGCCACGAGAUGGACCUGGUAGUUCCCAUUUUCACGUUCCUACAGUUCUUCUUCUACAUGGGCUGGAUGAAGGUGGCAGAGCAGCUCAUCAACCCCUUUGGAGAGGAUGAUGAUGACUUUGAGAUCAACUGGAUCCUGGAUAGGAACCUGCAGGUGUCCCUACUGUCUGUGGAUGAGAUGCACCAGAAUCUGCCCCCCCUGGAGCGGGACAUGUACUGGAACAAGAUGGAGCCUCAGCCCCCCUACACGGUUGCCACCUCGCAGUCCCGUCGUACCUCCUUCCUGGGUUCCACCUUCAACAUCAGCUUGCAGCUGGAAGACAUGGAGUUCCAGCCAAUCAAGGAGGAGGCUGAGGCCCAUCAAGAAGUCAUUGGCCGCUUUCUCGGGCAUCAGCUCGGUGACCACCCUCGGCGGAAGCAGCUUAAUCAGAAGAAGAAACUUUUACGCCACCACCACAGCCGGUUCCGGAGUGUCCCACAGCACCCGUGGGCCCAGGAAGAUGGCAAGCUCCGACCCAUGGACACCUUCAAGGCGGAUACCCUGUACCAAACGCCUGGCUACUACAGCGCCCCACCGACACCCCUCAGCCGCUCCCCCAUGAGCUUCCCUGAGCUAUUUGAACUCAGCACACAUCAGGACACCUCAGGCACACACGCCAAAGACCAGAGCCUGAAGCUGGCAGAGUCCACGGCCAACUGUUAUGAGCUGCUCCCUGCCAUUGACAGGGCCUUAGAGGAACCCAUAGGGGUCCGUCCCUCCAGGAAGAAUACAGACCUGACGGAUAUGCCAGCACCCCCGGAAGGUCACCUCCAAGGGCCAUGCUUGGAGCAGUCCCCUAGCAACCUGAUCCCUGCACCCAGAGACCUGGCAGACCCCUACUGGGCCUUGGAAAACAGGGACACCUAAUCCUGACCCACCUCAGGGGCCGAAUCACCAGCCUGGUCCUCACCUGCGUGUACACCAGGACACUGGUCCACUCAUAGCCACACAGCUGUCUACACUGCAGAGUAUGCUCCUGUGACAUCCUGAAUGCUGAGCAUAGCAAGGAAGAAUAAAGGAGCUCAGGACUCCUUCAGCUCUUAGCUGCUUUUUUACCGAGUCCUAUCCUGUAAGCCAGAACAAACUCCACACAGGAAACACAUAGCUCAGUUCGCGUACUGCAGGACAGUGAGUCCCCCUCAGUCCUGGCUGGAUCAACACUCCCACACCGCUGCUUCCCAAGCUGAGAAUUUAAUAAACGUGAGUAUGUAUUC